Messenger RNA from Populus trichocarpa (black cottonwood), 2916 nucleotides. Its product is annotated as scarecrow-like protein 6. The coding region runs from base 640 to 2745 and encodes 701 amino acids. The transcript has 2 exons. Gene Ontology annotation, cellular component: nucleus. Gene Ontology annotation, biological process: regulation of DNA-templated transcription. NCBI's taxonomy places the organism in Eukaryota, Viridiplantae, Streptophyta, Magnoliopsida, Malpighiales, Salicaceae. Gene Ontology annotation, molecular function: sequence-specific DNA binding; DNA-binding transcription factor activity. The record is from RefSeq and is a predicted model, not a curated record.
AGAAAAAAACUAUAGACUAUAGAGAGAGGAAAGGAGGAGAGAGACAAUAAGAAGAGAGAGGGGGGUUGAAGGGCACUUUACCACUUUUACAUGCUGCGCGCAUCUACAGCAGAAAAUAGAAGGAAGACAGAGUACUGCAAAGCCACAACAAGAAGGCAAGAGAAGAAGAGAAGAAGCUGAGAGGGGGGAGAGAGAAAAACACAAAAAAACUGAACGAAGUUAACUAGCUUGGAAGAACCAUGGAGAUAAAAGAUGGUACAAAAAACGAGGUAGCUAGCUAGACGAGUACCCAAGAAGAAGAAGAAGAAGAAGAACUCUUUUACAAGCUUUCUGUGUGUUCUAAAAUGGGAUUUUUUUUUCUUUUUGCCAGACCUCUCUUUGUGCAUUUAACAACUUGUCUCCUCUGAAAAAAAAUUGAUUUUGAUUUUGGAAGUUUUUUUUUUGUCUCUUGUUGCAAGGUCCAACUUCUUGUUUUGUUAUAUACAAACUAAUCCCAUAAAUAUUUUGCCUUUCAGUUACUUGCUUCUGCAAAGCUUUAAAUCCUGAAGGGGGUAGUGGUGGGGGUGGUUUCUUGAUUUUCGUUAAAAUAAACUGGAUAUAUUCGGGUUUCUUGAAUUCUUAGUUUCUUGAUUUUGUUAAAUGAAGGCCAUGCCCCUACCCUCUGAGGACUUUCAAGGGAAGGGGGUGUUAGAUUUCUCUUCGUCUACUACUUCCUCUCCAAAUUCACUGUAUCAAUACCACCACAAGUGGCAGAACAACAACAGCAAAGAAAGUUGUGGUUUUUUUGUGGGCGGUGCUGAGCCCACAUCUGUACUUGACACAAUAAGCAGACGAAGCCCACCAACAUCGUCCUCAACACUGUCUUCUUCUCAAGGCGGAGGAGGUGGUGGCGGAGGAGCCUCCACCGACACCACCAACGACGUGGCAGCAGCUGGUGGAAGCAUCCCUUGUGUAGAUGAAGAAUGUGGACAGCAACUUGGAAUGGAGGAUUGGGAGAGUGUGUUGCCAGGUUCUCCUAGUCAAGAGCAGUCAAUUUUAAGGCUAAUUAUGGGUGAUAUUGAGGACCCAUCCGUGGGACUUAACAAGCUGUUACAAGGUGGAAGUAGGUCUCUAGAUAUGGAGCAUGCAUCAGGCUUUGGUGUUGUAGAUCAAGUUUUUGGCUUUGAUAUAUCCAAUAUGAGUUCUGCAAGUGCCAACUUCGUUGCCAACAACAACAACAUUGAUCCUUCUUCAAUCCAUGGGAUCAAUCUUUUGCCAGGUUUGUUUCAGCAACAGCAGCAGCAGGCAGCAUUCGAUCAAGAUGAGAAGCCGCAGAUUUUGAAUCCAGGGAUGAUAAGCAACCAGAACCAACAUCAGUCUGUGCAAAAUCCAGCUAUGUUUUUGCCAUUCUCAUAUUCACAAUUACAAGAGCAUCAUAAUAACCAGCAUUUCUCAUCACCACCGCCGUCGAAAAGGCUUAAUUCUGGGCUUGUUGGAGUCAAUUAUGUGCCAAAAGUCUUUGAUUCGAGGCCUCCAGAGUUGUUUCUUCCACGACAACAUCAACAACAGCAGCAGAAUCAUCAGUUUCAAAUGUUGCAGCAACAGCAGCAGCAGAGGCAGGGAGUGAUCAUGAAUCAGAAAAUUGCAAGCGAUGAAUUGGCAAACCAGCAGCAGCUUCAACAGGCAAUAAUAAACCCGAUAUGUCAAGCAGCAGAGCUGAUCGAAAAUAGGAAUCCGGUACUAGCGCAAGGGAUAUUGGCGCGGCUCAAUCACCAGCUCUCUCUUCCUAUCGGUAAGCCUUACCAAAGGACUGCUUUUUACUUCAAGGAUGCCUUGCAGUUGCUUCUCCACUCGAGCAGCAACAACUCAAUUGAUACUGCUUGUAACCUGAUUUUCAAGAUCGGUGCUUAUAAAUCUUUCUCUGAGAUCUCACCAAUCCUCCAGUUUGCGAAUUUUACUUGCAACCAAGUUCUUCUCGAGGCUUUUGAGGGGUUCGAGAGAAUUCAUAUUGUUGAUUUUGAUAUUGGAUAUGGUGGACAAUGGGCUUCUCUUAUGCAAGAACUGGCUUUGAAGACUGGAGGUGCCCCUUCUCUUAAAAUCACUGCUUUUGCUUCUCCUUCCUCACAUGAUGAGCUCGAGCUUGGUUUCACUCAAGAAAAUUUAAGAAUCUUUGCAAGCGAAAUGAACAUGCCAUUCGAGCUUGAAAUUUUAAGCCUUGAAUCCUUGGGUUCUGGUUCUUGGCCAAUGCCUCCGCGCACAUCGGAAAAGGAAGUAACUGCCGUGAAUCUUCCAAUUGGCUCCUUUUCAAAUGACCCAUCAACUCUUCCUCUGGCUCUUCGCUUUGUAAAGCAACUGUCACCCAAAGUUGUGGUCUCUUUGGACAGAGGCUGUGACCGAAGCGACCUCCCAUUUGGGCACCAUAUCAACCAUGCCAUUCAAUCUUAUUCAGGCCUGCUGGAAUCACUGGAUGCUGUGAAUGUGAACUUGGAUACAUUACAAAAGAUUGAGAGGUUUUUGGUCCAACCAGGCAUUGAGAAAAUUGUUCUGGGUCGUCAUCGUUGCCCUGAUAGGACUCCUCCUUGGAGGAAUCUCUUUUUGCAGUCUGGUUUCACUCCAUUGACUUUCAGUAACUUCACCGAGUCACAAGCCGAGUAUUUGGUGCAACGUACUCCAGUUAGGGGUUUCCAUGUUGAAACGAGACAAUCUUCUCUUGUUCUUUGCUGGCAACGGAAGGACCUGAUAUCGGCUUCUGCUUGGAGGUGUUAAGAACAAAAAAAAAUAGCAUUUUGGAUAUUGUUUCUAUGGUGCCGAGCUCGUAAUCCCCGGUUUAAUUUCUGAUCUUUUUUGAAUCUUGUUGUCUCUGGUACUCAUUCGCUUAUUGUCUAUGUGGUCUAGGCCUCCUAUUAUUUCCAAUCAAGAAACUGAACAUUUGACUAA